Molecule: messenger RNA, 2152 nt
Organism: Rhododendron vialii
Lineage: Eukaryota; Viridiplantae; Streptophyta; Magnoliopsida; Ericales; Ericaceae
Exons: 2
Coding region: 122-1729 (535 amino acids)
Source: RefSeq, a predicted model, not a curated record
UCUUUAUAACACUAGCCAAACAAAGCCUUUAACUGAUAACCUCCAACAAAAUUCAGCACAUAAAUUCGACAUCAAGAUUUUCGAUCAAACCAAAUCCCACCAAAAAAAAAUUCCCAAGAAAAUGUCGAACUCCCAUCACCACCCCCAGCAAGAACAAGAACCACUGCCUGAUUUCGAAACCCUAGAAAUCAAUUCAGCUCCAGCCCUCCCUCCCCGCCUCGCCUACCACUUCCGCUCCUACCCCGACUCCGAUUCCGACUCGGACUCGUCCUUGUAUUCCGAUUCGACUCAGGAUUCCUAUUCCAACGACCAGGCGAAUUUCAUCACGGAUCUCUUCGCACCGGACGAUCCGUAUUCCGAUUCGGAGCCCUACACUGAUUCCCUGUUUAACCGCGCGGCCCUCAGGGCCAUUGAGCGGAGCAGUGAUCGGCUGGCUUCGGGUUACGGGUCGGACCUGGGGUUCGGGUCCCGCGUCGGGUUCGGCGGCGCCGCUCCUGCAGCCGUUUUCACUUACUCCUUGAUCGACGACGACGUGAAUUUUAGGGUUUUCGAGGCGCGCGGGGAGGAGGAGACAAGGUUAGGGUUUGAGUCGCCUACGUCUGAAUCGAGUGGGUCCUUGAUAGAGGAUUUUAGGGUUUUCGAGGGAAGGGAUGGAUACGGUCCGAAUGACGGGGAGGAGGAGGAGCUAGGGUUAGUGUUUGGGUCGCGUAUGCGAACCGGUUGUGUUGCGCUCCGGUCUGAGUUGAGCGAUUCGUCGACGGUUGAUGUGGGUUUUGGGGUCAGUGAGGGAUUUGAUGGGUACGGAUCGAAUCGCGAGGAGGAGGAGCUAGGGUUAGGGUUAGGAUUUGGGUCCCCAAAUGGAAUAAAUAGCGUUUCUGUCGCUUCCGAAUUGGGUGAUUCUUUAGCCAAUUCUAGCGCGAAUUCGAGUAGGGAUGGUCUCCGAGUCGUCGGAAUCGAAUCGGAUACAGAUUCCGAGGAGGUGGCUCGGGAUGAGAAUCAUGGUGAGCCAUUUGGGGCUUCGGAUAUUCCCUUCUUUUGGGAUUGUCUUGGAUUUGAGGAACAAAGGGGUAGCAGCAAUGAAGAAUUUGACUGGGAGGAAGUGGGCCAAAGGGCUGAUGAUAGGGAUAGUUUGAGCUCUGUGAUUGGUCGCUUCGACGAACUCUCGGUAUAUUCUGAACUUUCGAGUGCCGAGGAAGGUAUACGCGGUAUUGGGCGGGAGCUAGUAAGGAGUUUACAAAGGGAGCUUCGUCUUUCUGUAUAUAACAUGGGCAGAACCUACGAAUACGAUGACAACAACAUUGACGGUGUUUCGUAUUUAGCUGUUAGGGACGGUUAUGCAUUCGAAGCUGAGUACGAAAUGGUGUUUGGGCAGUUUGUGCAGAAUGAAAGUGCCGUGAAGGGUAGUCCUCCUGCUUCCAAAGCUGUUCUGGACAAUCUUCCGUGUUUGGUGUUGAGAGAGGAGGACUUGCAAGAGAAUUGUGAUGUUUGUGCGGUUUGUAAAGAUGAGGCUUUGGUGGGGGAGAAAGUGACGAGGCUACCUUGUUGCCACCUUUACCAUUGGGACUGCAUUGUGCCAUGGUUGCGUAUUCGGAAUACGUGUCCUGUUUGUCGGUAUGAGUUGCCCACAGAUGAUCUGGAUUAUGAGCAGAGGAAGACACAAAGGGAGGGUGUUGACCUGCCACAGGAUUUUCAGAUGCUGGAAUUCAUCCAUGGGGUUGCUGAAAGUUGAUGAAAUGCUGUGUGAAUAUAUUCUAAGAAAAAUUUCAUGGCCAGGAAACAUGGUGUGGAACUGUGGAUUCAUAGAAAGAUGUCGGACUAGGGCAAAUCACAGGAAGGUGAGAGUUAUAUUGAGCAUCAAGAAAUAAGUAAUAGAUGUUGUGGAUUUAGUAUACAGCUAUAGAAAUGACUCCUAGGCUCUUGGGAAAAAGACCCAGACGCCUAUCUUGCUUUUCGUUGUUGAAAAAUUGGGAGCAAUUAUUGAACUGGUCAUAUGUUAAUGCGUUAGUUCUCAUAAAGAUUUGAUGGUCUAUAGAGUAACUGUCUAACCAAUCUCUAUGGCCCUGUUCCAAUGAAGUUAUGUAUAUAGCAGACUUUACAAGUACUUUGCUUUUCUGCCUACCAAAACGAAUGCAAAGAAUUUGGCUUCUUUUUU